AGAAAGCCUCACUUCCUCAAUUGUUCAAUUGUUCUUUAUUGAGUUGUCAACUGAUUGUAGAGGGGUAGUUAUUUCCUUACACUCUUUUCAGUUAAGAUAGAGUUUAAUGGGUAUAUAGGAAAAAAAUUGUGAAUGAUACAAUAUAUAGUGAUUCAGUUAUCAGUUAAUUUAUUAAUUCGAGUACGAAGGAUGCUGAUAAAUUUACACAUCUCAUUUGCAACCUGAAAAAAAUCGGAUUAUGUAAGUAAGAUAAUGUUUACGAUGAUGGAAUCGCUUGACAAGGGGGACACUCCUUCAAAGAAGACCAAUGUUUGGGAAGAUUUGGGUUCACCGCGUUGCAUAAUCGCGCCAAUGGUAGAUGCGAGUGAAUUGGCAUGGAGAUUGCUUAGUAGACGACACGGUGCCCAACUCUGUUACACGCCGAUGCUGCACUCCACCGUGUUUUGUCGAGAUCCCAAAUAUAGACGAGAGGCCCUUGCUAGCACCAGCGAGGAUCGUCCGUUAAUUGUGCAGUUUUGUGGAAAUGAUCCAGAUAUAUUAUUAGAAGCUGCACGUUUAGCUGAACCAUAUUGCGACGCAGUGGACAUCAAUAUUGGUUGUCCACAGGCAAUUGCAAAACGUGGACAUUAUGGAGCAUUUUUACAGGAUGACUGGAUUUUAUUAAAUAGAAUUGUGUCGACUUUAAAGAAUGGAUUGCAUAUACCUGUCACCUGUAAGUUACGAGUGUUCUCAGAAAUUAGUCGCACUGUGGAAUAUGCUCGCAUGCUACAGAAUGCAGGUGCUAGUUUACUUACUGUUCAUGGACGUACGAGAGAACAAAAAGGAUCAUUGACUGGAUUAGCAUCUUGGAAACAUAUUAAAGCUGUAAGGGAAGCCGUGGAAAUUCCGGUGAUAGCCAAUGGUAACAUACAAUGUAUGCAAGACUUACAGAGAUGCAUUGAAGAAACCCAAGUGCAGGGUGUGAUGUCAGCCGAAGGAAAUCUUUACAAUCCAUAUAUAUUCGAAUCUCGUUACCCCGCUUGUUGGGAGCCUGCUCUUGAGUAUUUGGAGCUCGUAGAGCAAUAUCCAGCACCGGCUUCAUAUAUCCGCGGUCAUUUAUUUAAGUUGUUCCAUCAUGUAUUUUGUUUAGCAGAAAAUCAAGAGGAGAGGGAGAAUUUAGCAACAAACUCCUCUAUGGAAUCUUUUAAAAGUGUUGUAUAUACUUUGAGAGAUCGUUACUUACCAUAUCAUGAAGGACAUUUAACAUGGCAGAUAGAAAAGACAAAUUAUAAUUUAGAAUUACCACCAUGGUUGUGUCAACCUUAUGUACGAGAGCCUCCACGAGAACAUAUACAGAAAUCACACGAAGAUGUACUUCGAAAACGGGAAUACAAAGAUGAGGACGGAAACGAAAUUUCGCGGAAACGUUCAAAAAAACUUAAACGAAUAGCGCGUAGACCGAAUAGAGCAACAUCUGUUCCUAAGAGAAGUUCGGAUCGGUGUCAUGCUUGUCCAAAUCCUCUGGGUUUUAAAUGCGAAUAUAAAUUAUGUCGGCAAUGCUGUAGAAAUAAAUGUUACAUAGAAAAUUUAGACUGUGCUGGUCACAGAAAUCUAACUAAGACGAGAAGGCAAAUGGCAAAAGAAUUUGAAGCAAAACGUAAAAGCAUUGAAAAUACGAUGACACUAUGUUAAAAUAUUUUAAAUAAAACUAUAUAUUAUAUUUUAA
Cataglyphis hispanica is the source of this 1705-nucleotide messenger RNA. It is a transcript of the gene Dus1, whose product is annotated as tRNA-dihydrouridine(16/17) synthase [NAD(P)(+)]-like. Gene Ontology annotation, biological process: tRNA processing. The record is from RefSeq and is a predicted model, not a curated record. Bases 253 to 1671 code for a protein of 472 amino acids. Gene Ontology annotation, molecular function: tRNA dihydrouridine synthase activity; flavin adenine dinucleotide binding. The transcript has 9 exons. NCBI's taxonomy places the organism in Eukaryota, Metazoa, Arthropoda, Insecta, Hymenoptera, Formicidae.